This is a messenger RNA of Phycodurus eques (leafy seadragon), 836 nucleotides long. Its product is annotated as E3 ubiquitin-protein ligase RNF186-like. The coding region runs from base 100 to 534 and encodes 144 amino acids. NCBI's taxonomy places the organism in Eukaryota, Metazoa, Chordata, Actinopteri, Syngnathiformes, Syngnathidae. The record is from RefSeq and is a predicted model, not a curated record. The transcript is spliced from 3 exons. Gene Ontology annotation, biological process: protein ubiquitination. Gene Ontology annotation, molecular function: ubiquitin protein ligase activity.
GCUCAUGUGUCAUGUGAAAGGAGGAGUCACAUCUUUAAGAGUCGCUUGUUACACAGCAGCACUCAGAACACAACUCAGACAGAACUGCACUAACUUCACAUGGACAACAACAAGCACCCCAACAUGUCGCCAAGUGAAGAUCUGGAGUGUGUGGUGUGCUGCCACGAGUACUCACGGCGUCAGCGGGUCCCGCGCCUGCUGCACUGCGGUCACACCUUCUGCACACCUUGUCUGGAGAAACUGGCCAACGUGGACGGCGUGAUCCGGACCGUCUGCUGCCCCCUGUGUCGCUGGAUCACCUGCACUCGGGCCAGCCUGACCUUGCCCGGGGGCUUGUGGGUCAACAUCGAGAUCUGGGAUCAGAUAGCAGAGAAAGCGCAGAAAACGAGGAGGAAGGAAGACUCCGAGGAGGAUUUGAACAAGCGCCUUAUCAGACCAAUGUUCUGGGAUUCCGGUCAUGCAGUUCUCAAGUCUUCACUCCAGAAAAUGUUCAACUGCCUCACUGUGCAUGACAAACGCAUGCAGGCCUUCUGACGCUUCCGUUGUCCUCUGACAUUCAUCGUGUCUUAUUUUUUAAAUUAUUCUUAACAUUAAUAUUCAACUUGUAUAUAGAUUUUGAAGAAACAGAAUAACUGUGAAAAGGAGAAUUUGAACUGAAACUUGUUUACUCAUUAUUUAUACAUGUUUAAUAUGUUAUCAUCAUGCCUUUGUCUACCAACAACUUUAGUCCAUCAAGAGGACAAAACACAGUGAAUGUUGACCUUGGCACAAGCUAAUAGUUUGCAACUAGUUUAGGACACUGUAUUUUGAUUCAUGGUACGUGAAUAAAAAUAUUA